This is a messenger RNA of Xenopus laevis (African clawed frog), 939 nucleotides long. It is a transcript of the gene rbp4l.S, whose product is annotated as retinol binding protein 4, like S homeolog. The record is from RefSeq and is a predicted model, not a curated record. The transcript is spliced from 6 exons. NCBI's taxonomy places the organism in Eukaryota, Metazoa, Chordata, Amphibia, Anura, Pipidae. Bases 109 to 699 code for a protein of 196 amino acids.
UUGUCUCUGGGUGUCUUAUUUAAAGGCAGAAAUAAUAAACUGCUCUGAAGAAAUAGGCACUAGAGUCUAAUAAAGGAUUGCUAACAUUCUAAUUUAUACAACUCCAGAAUGAAGUAUUUUAUCCAUCUUCUCCUUGUUGUUCUACUCACUAUUUAUGAGAGAUGCAAUGCUCAGUCCUGUGCGGUGGAUUCUAUUCCAGUAAAGGAAAACCUUGAUUUAAAGAGGUAUGCCGGGAAAUGGUAUGCAAUCGGAAAAAAAGAACCAGAAGGACUGUUCCUGCAGGACAAUAUUUCAGCUGAUUAUACAGUAGAUGAUGAUGGCACAAUGACCGCUACAUCUAAAGGAAGAGUUAAACUUUUUGGAUUCUGGCUUAUUUGUGCAGAUAUGGCAGCUCAGUAUACAGUGCCAGACCCAAGCAGCCCAGCCAAAAUGUACAUGAAUUACCAAGGACUGGCAAGCUAUCUAUCAAGUGGAGGUGAUAACUACUGGGUAAUCGAUACAGAUUAUGACAACUACGCAGUAACCUAUGCCUGCCGCUCUCUUAAAGAAGAUGGUACAUGCAAUGAUGGCUAUUCUAUUAUAUUCUCCCGCAAUCCACGUGGAUUUUCACAGGCUAUAAUGAGAACUGUUCGCCAAAAACAGGAAGAAAUGUGCUUGUCUGGACAAUUCCAGCCUGUACUACAAUCAGGAGCAUGUUAGAUGACAGAAAAAAGGACAUUAUCUUCCUUCUGAGCACAGAACAAGCAAGCUGGCCCAGCAUUUUCUGCUGCAAUAGAUUUCUGUCUUCAUUGUCUCAGAGCUAUUAGGCAUUUCAGUGUCUCCUCUAUAGUCUGUUAAUAUAGAUAACAUUACAUUUGAAAAUAUGUUAAUUUUACAUCACUCUACAAAAACUUUGACUCACACUAAAUAACUUUCUAUAAAGGGAACAAUUUAUCCACU